GUGAGGGUGUGAACGGAGCACCAACGGGUGUGAAAGGAGCCUCACCCGUCCCUGGUAAGGCACCCCGGUCUUUGAGCACUACAGUCUGCAGCCAUCAAGGGGAGAGAUGCAACGAGGCAGACAGCUGUGCCGCAUUGUAUCAAGUUUAAUAACCCCUCAAGCCUUCAUUAAAUGUGUUCCAAGUUCGUGUUUCUCUUAAUCUCACCGACUCUUAACUCAGUUUUAUUAUCAUCUGUACCUUAUAUCCUACUUCAACUAUGCCUCUCAAUCUGACUCUGGAUGAUGAAUCUCUGCCUCUUACACGGAGUAUUGCAAAUGAGAACUUCCCGCAACAAGGCCAAAUUGACUGGGUGUCAUUAUCGCGAGGCACCAUUAACUUCUCCUUUGGCGUCCUCUCCAGGCUAUCUGCGGCGUCUGUGGAUCCAUAUACCCUCUCGUUGGGUCAUUUUAUCGGGAGUAAUUUCCAAUUUUCGUGCACUGGACGGCAGAACAUUGAACAAACGCUUAGAGGCCUCAAAUCCUUUGGUGGUGUUGGCGAUGUUCUCUGGUUCGGGUUCGGCGUCAAACAUCUUAUUCGUGCCAUAUCGGUUACCGAACAGGGUGCAAUGUUGGUUGCUCUCUGCGCAACGCUCGCAGAAUGCUUUCCAGAUGAGAUAAGCGCGGAAGUACUCAGCCACCUUGCGAAAGGCACCGCGGACUUGAAAGUUGUACCAUCAUUGAGCGAAUGGCGCUCCUUAGUGCGCUGUUGCGCGGGAACUGUCGCCACAACACCGUUUCCGUUGCGGGCAGAGACACUCAUGGGAGUUCAUGUUGGGAUCGCUACUGGAUCAUCCGUUGGAAACCCGGAUCCACAUGGCUUAGCAGAGACAUUGCUUGGUAUAGGCAAGCUCUCGCGCGGUGUGUGGAAGUCGAUCACGAUUACCGGACCAAGGGAGGUAGGGUGGAUUGCAGCAGUGGCUGAAUGGCUGUUCGGACUCACAGUCACCAUCCUCAACGAGGACGGCGACGUGAAAUAUUCGAGUAGUCGAAUUGACCAUGUCGCGAGCAUCAUUAUUUUACCCGAAAAUACGUCUGAAACAGUGGGAAAAGCUCCCAUGUUACACGUUGUGGAUAAAUCAUUCGAACUCCGCACCGCUCUGGACCUUUUUAACCUUAAUUCGAGUGUACCUUUAGGUGGCGAUAAUGUUACUCGCAUCUGUGGUCGAGUCAAGUGGCACCAGUGUUUGCAUGCGGCAUUUGGUAUCCACUUCGAAAAGCUGAUGACGAUGAAGACAACAUUUUGCGAGAUAUUUGCAAGUGCCUCACGGGUUUUCAAGGCCAUUGCGAAUUGCAAUAAAGACAUACAAACAGGGGACUCCUCCAGAAAUCGGCUCUAUACUGAUCGUUCCUUCGGCAUUGGACUUAUACAGCACUCGGCGAAUUGGCUCCCUGAACUCUCGCCUGCGGCGUCCACCAUUCAAAAUUGUUACGACAACACCCCAGAUGCGGAAGCUAGAAGCAAGUACGAGGCGAGGCUUGCGCUGCUGGCAGUGUCUUGUAAAUGCAGGUUAUGCGACCCACCAAAGAGUCGUGUGCGCAAAGAUGAUGCUGACCUUCGGUGCCUCGUUGUGAUCACCGAGACAAUAAUUGUGCUUUGCAGAUUAUUGUCGACGCUUGAACUUGUCGAAUCGCCUUUUCCUCUCCUGCGAGGUAUUCAGAAAUUGUACGGCGUGCAAGCGACCAGACGCUGCAGAUUUCGAGAUCAAGAGACAGAUAUGGGCGCGGUAGUGCAUAUACUGGAUGAUCCGCGCGUAGAAGGCACUGCACCGCUACUUGCUGCGCUAUCGCUCUUCGCUGGACGUUCAGCGCUCAACCUAGACAAGAACGUGAUAUGGCCUUGUGCGGUGUCAGCUGGAGGAAUCUGUGUUUAUCUGAAUACCCUUCAUGAGCCUUCUGAUGAUAAGGAGGUUGUAAACCAGAUCUGUGUGGUUCCAGGACAGAUCGAGUGCAACGAGAAGCCAUUCUACUGCGUUGAAGAUUGGCCUUACUCGAAUGAGAAUCUCUCUCGCUGGUUGGACGGUCAGGCAGAGUGUCGAAUGCGGGAACCCACAGGGGACGAGCGUUGGACCAAGAUGACUAACAGCUCUUUGAUGUGUAGUGUCAAGGUUGAAGUUAAGGAGACAGUUCGCUCUCUAGCCAUAAGAUACAACAUCAUGGAUGAUCGGAACCAGCCAACACACCUAUCUUUCAGCCCGAUGCUUUUGGCUCAAGGGGCUUCGCAUUCGCGCGGUCUAGUCCAUUGCCCAGAAUCGCAUCGGGUUCAACCCAUGGUUGCUUCUGGAAGCCCAUCUGAGGAGCUAUUAAAACGUCUCGAAGAAACAGGGAUCACAUUUCGUUUGUUGAAAGCUCCAGUGCUAGGGCGAUGCGCGGCAUUGACGAGUUUUGGUCACAAUCUGAUUCUUCAAGAGAAUGAGUGUCUAGACUGUUGCAUCAAAUCAGCUCUAAGCAGCGACAGCACUGAGAUUAUCGUCAUUUCACAAACCGAAAGAGGAAGCGCAUCUGACUCGGUGUUCAGCGAAAAUAGAUAGUAGUUUACUACCACAGAUAUUGAAUCAGACAUUUCACAAUCG
Eremomyces bilateralis CBS 781.70 is the source of this 2609-nucleotide messenger RNA. RefSeq lists its product as uncharacterized. NCBI's taxonomy places the organism in Eukaryota, Fungi, Ascomycota, Dothideomycetes, Eremomycetales, Eremomycetaceae. The record is from RefSeq and is a predicted model, not a curated record. The coding region runs from base 258 to 2567 and encodes 769 amino acids. The transcript has a single exon.